Punica granatum (pomegranate) is the source of this 3298-nucleotide messenger RNA. Lineage: Eukaryota; Viridiplantae; Streptophyta; Magnoliopsida; Myrtales; Lythraceae. The record is from RefSeq and is a predicted model, not a curated record.
AAGGGGGAAAGGUGGCGGAAAAGUCAGUCAUCAGCUUUUGAUCGAUUCUGUACGGACGAUUCACUGCCGCCUCUCCACUCAGUCGAUCGCCGAUCAUCCCGCCGAUUUCUCAGUCUCCGUCGUCGAUCAUCGGCCGGAAUCGCUGUUUUUUGGACAUAAUGUUGGAGGAUGAAUGCGACACUGAGGUCGCCAGUGAUGGUCCCUUCAGUGAUACGGAACCGCUCGAUUUAGGCUUCGAGACUGAACUGGUGGACGAGCUCGAAAAUUCCGUGGAGAAUGUGUCUGAGUGCGGAGCAGCGCUGGAGUUCCAGGAAGAAGUGGUGCUCGAUAGUGAAGAUGAGAUUAUCAAUGAUACAGAGCAGGUGGAUGAUGUCAAGGCCUCGUUUCGUGCUGGAAUCGAUGGAGGAGUUUGUCUCAAUGAAGCGGAGAUGAACCAGAGGACACAGUUUGAUGCGAUUCCUGCCGAUGAAUGCAAUGCCGGGGAGAUAGCUCAACCUCAAGCGCCUGGGAACGAGCAAGACGUGGUACGGCCAAGUUAUAUUGGAUCUUGUGAACCUGCGGAGUUAUCAGAAGAGAAUGCUCUCAACUUUGUGGAAAACUUCCUGAUUUUUAAUAACUUAAAUUUGUCCCCUGAAGUUCAUUGUGCUAAGAGAGUCAAGGAGGGAUCCCCUUUUUUUCCGGGGGCCAAAGGUAUCAGAGAUGUUGCCAAGAGAAUUAGCUUGAGCAGCUCGAAUCAAGGUACAGAAAUCUUUGAGUGGGCAGAUACUCCUCAAGUUGUGAAGCAUUGGGAUAUAAUGAAGUCUCGAAGAAAAGAAGCUGUUGCUUCAGCCAAUGAUUCAGAAUCUGUUGAUCGUCAUUCAGAAUCUGUUAGACAUGUCGCGGAAGUGCACAGACAGAAGGUUAAUCAUGAACAUAUAGUGGAUGUCAAUCAGCAUGUGAAUGAGGAAACAUCUGAGCAGCUGUUGAGUUCAUCAGUUUUGGGCGGAGAAAUAGCAGAAACAUUUGAUGUAGGCUUUUGCACUCAGAUGGCAGCAGAAGCCAUGGAAGCCUUGUCACGUGUAGCUUAUUCUAGCAGUCCACUCUUCUAUCAAGACCCACAGAGUACCUACAGUACAUCCCCGGAAGACGAAAGAGAUAAAGUAGCUUGUCUCGAUAAAUCUCCCAAGAAGGUUUAUGCUCGUUCACUCUCAAAGCAGAGACAACUUUCAACUAGACGGCAAGGAACUUCGGCAUCAUCGCCGAAACACCCAGAAAGGCAGAAGUCAGAUUCUAAAUCAGUCACACAGAAGAAAGUAAAGAGUGGAAGUUCACUGGUGGAGAAGUCUGCUUUAGAAGAAAGUAUUUCAAGAUCUAAGAGAAUAUUAGGAAGUUCGAUUGCACCGAUGAGGCAAAGGAGGGAUGUGGGGACUUUACAAUCCAAUAACAGAAAAGAGGUAGACGGUCAUGUUGGGCUAUCUCUACGACCUAACAAUUUCUCUUCCCGAAAAAGACGGUCUCAAAACAAUAUGGUUGACAUAAACUCCGUAUGUCCUACAGCCAGGCAAUUGACAUCAAGGGCUAGACCAAACAUGGCUAAGGAUUCAAAAAGGAGGAGAAGUGAUAUUAAGGAUAUUUAUAUGCCCAAAUCCAAAAUGGUUAAAUCUACCUCCCAUCACGAUAGGUUCAAAAAUAGUAGCAGAAGCGAACAAAGUAUAGUAAUUUCAGACGCAUCUGAGGUGGCCAAGAAUGGGGAAGUCAACAGACAAGAGCAAAUUGGUCUUACGAUUGAUUUUUCAGGUGUCCUUUCAGGGAUGGCUACAUGGAAAUACCCAAGGGGGAAGAGAUCUAAUAGGAACUUACGAAGAAUCCAAAAUGGUGACAUUAAUUUGGAAACUGCAACUAAAGGGAUGCGAAAUGGAAGCAGUUCAAGAAAAUUCAUAUCCAGUACCAAUUUCUCUUUCUCCAAUAAUGGUGUGAGCAUUAAAGCCAAUCAGUUUGCACGGAAUAGUAGUCCCCUGCCUUCAGAAAAUAAAGUAGAAAAUAAAGUGGAAGGUGGCUUGACGAUGCAGAAGAGCAUAUCAAAGUCUGUCAUGCCUGGCUAUAAAGAGUCACUUCCUGAUCUCCCAUGGAAAGAAUUGAGAAAUAGGAGACAUAUGGCAUCAGUUCGGGUCUUAUUCAGCUUACAUUUGGAUCAUGACAUAAUCAUGCAGCAAAAGAAGAUCCUGAAACGACUUGGUAUUUCUGCUGCAUCUUCUUCUGAGGAUGCAACACAUUUUGUAGCAGAUACAUUUGCACGGACAAGAAACAUGCUCGAAGCAAUUGCUCUUGGCAAACCAGUGGUCACACACUUAUGGCUCGAGAGUUGUGCACAGGCAGGCUGUCUAAUUGACGAGAGGAAUUUUAUUCUCAGAGAUGCUAGAAAGGAAAAGGAAUUGAGUUUUAACAUGGCUGCCUCAUUGGCUAAUGCGAGGCAGUAUCCAAUCCUAAAGGGUAGGAAAGUUUUCAUCACCCAAAGAGUUAAACCCAGUACAGAAAUGCUCACGAGUUUAGUCAAGGCCGUCCAUGGCCAGGUAAUAGAGAAAAAUCAGAUUCCUACUACAAUUGAUGGGAAAAUCCCUGAUGAGGUUCUAAUUAUUUCCUGUGAAGAAGAUCAGACAGAUUGUGCUCCUCUCUUGAAUAAAGGAGCCAUGGUUGGCAGUUCAGAGCUCAUCUUAAGUGGCGUUGUGACCCAGAAGCUUGAUUAUAAGAGGCAUGAGCUGUUCAAAGCCAAUGUUCGGACGAGUGGAAUCACUUAAUUUAUUCCAGAAAAAGGACAGCUCGAAGCCCUCGGCUGUACAUGGUAUGUAGUGUACAUUUUGGACAGAGCUCUCUUCAAAAAGUCUAUUCUAGAAUCAGAAUUUGAUAGUCGUGAUCUCCGAUGGUCAUUUUGCGCUCAUUAAGCCUCCAAAGGUAUGUAAUUCGUUCAGUAAGCAUGUUCUUAACCAAAAUACAAGCAUCAAAGUAAGUAUCUCGUCGUAUCCAUCAUCAAAGCUCCGUAAAGCCUCAUCCGCUUGAGAACACUGAAGUCUGCCCAUUUUAAUGUUAUUAAUGAAGCUUCACUGGCAAUCUUGAAAUCGGUUCCUAAUUAAUUUGAUGUCUUUGUCGAUCAGGCACUUGACUUAGAAACUUUGCCUAAUAUUUGGUCUGCACCAGUAGUGGAGGUAGUCACAACUUUGAAUAGACGAUUGACAUUGGAUAGUUGCGUUCGUCAGAUUGCACCGAUGCCGGUUUGGUCACCGAUAUAAAUGCCUAGUCAUCCAUCUUAUUAUGAGUGAGUUUU